Cordyceps fumosorosea ARSEF 2679 is the source of this 5160-nucleotide messenger RNA. Its product is annotated as Tubulin. The transcript has 8 exons. Bases 1 to 5160 code for a protein of 1719 amino acids. NCBI's taxonomy places the organism in Eukaryota, Fungi, Ascomycota, Sordariomycetes, Hypocreales, Cordycipitaceae. Gene Ontology annotation, cellular component: centrosome; microtubule; nucleus. Gene Ontology annotation, molecular function: structural constituent of cytoskeleton; GTP binding. Gene Ontology annotation, biological process: intracellular transport; mitotic spindle organization; mitotic cell cycle. The record is from RefSeq and is a predicted model, not a curated record.
AUGGUCACCUUCGCCUUACCCGGCGAUGGCGAUGCCGCGCCGGCCGCAAACGGCACACCACGAGCUCGCCCGCCGCUGCCCUUUGCGAAGCGCGCCUAUGGCGCUUCGCCCUUUGCUAAGGCGGCGGCGCCGUCGAAGCACCUCGGCACUCCCCAGUCUGCGCCAUCGCGCAGAUUCUUCAACGACAUGCCCUCCGCGUCACUCCACAAGAGCUCCAUCUCGACGGCGCGGAAUAUCUUCCAGGCAUCGGCAGUCGCGACCAGCCCGCCCUCGACCGCGUUCUUGCCGAACCUGCCACAGAGUACCAUGAAGAGGGUCUUUGCCCCCGGCGCCACCCCCGAGCCAUCGCGAGUCUACAGAGAAUCAACAGCUAGUGCCGCGCCGCGCGGCAUGGCAGCCAAGUCAACAGACAAGGACCUUUUCCCCAUGCGCAUCUCGUCGCCGCCGCGCGAGCUUACCGGCGAAGUCCUCGCUCGAAAGGUCCCCAAGGAAUGGAACUCCAAGGGAUCCAUCUAUGCCGAUCAGUUCCUUGCCCAUCUCUGCCCCCCCGAUCUUGAUGAGGAGCAGCGCAGGCAGUUCUUCUGCAUUCUUGAUCUCCGCCGCUUGAAAUAUGCCGCGAACGAGAUUUUCGCGCGCAAAGAUUGGAAGCUUAACGUCAUCAACUUUGCCAAAGAAUUCGAGAAGAGCAGAAGCAUCAUUCUGCUGCGCUACGGCCUCUACGAAUUCCAAAACGUCAAGCCCUCCAAAGAAGUCCUGAAGAGAUGGCGUCGCGAGCAUGGCCUUCCUGAGCCAGAAGAGGAUGAAGCGGAAGCACCAAUUGCGACUCCUUCCAAGGCCGCUCCGUCGAAGAAGCGCAAGGCAGAUGACGACUUGAGCAAGGACACAGCCGAUAGCGAUGCCAAGAGCUUUGGCAAGCGUCAAACUACCGACAAGGUUGGCCAGGAAGCUCCAGCCCCCAUCGCGACGCCUCAGCCCGCUGGUAAGAACAAGCGCAAGGCCUCUGCUGGCGAAGAAGACCAACCCCUCAAGCGAUCGACACCCUCUGCGACCAAGACCCUUUUCGAGAAGAUUGCCAACAAGUCCACGGAAACUUCCACUACUCCCCGGCCGAACAUGUUCGCGCCCAAGUCUGCCACUGGCAGUUCGGCUGGUGGUCUGGCUCGUUCAGUGUUCACCAACAUCAAGGCUGGCGCUGGACAAGCCCCCGCUGGUACGGCCCCAGUGGGAGGAAGCAACAUCUUUGGUUAUUUGUCCGACGCUAGCUCGGCCAAGAACAGCGGAGUCGAUGGUAGCGAAACUGAUUCUGAUUCUGAUGAAAGCCCUGCUGCGGAACAGAGCGAAGACCAGAGCGGUGAUGCUAGUGCAGUGGAAGAAGCAGCUCCGUCUACCGUUGCUGGCGACUCCACCCGCGAAAGUACACCAGCCCGCAGUUUGUUCGAGCGUGUAACCAAGGGCAGCGAUGGUGAGCCUGUUCGUGCUCCCGAGGCUACCCAGUCUCCGCCUGAGACUUCGGCGCCUGCUGAUAAGACCUGGAACCCCACCACUACACCUCUCAAGUUUGCUCCGUCUGGCGCGCAGGCCAACAACCCCUUUGGCGCUUCACAGCCCUCCGGAGGCUUUAAUCCCUUUGCCAGUCAUCCUUUUGGCGCCAAGUCAACCGCCACUGAGAAGCCUGCCCAUACUGCUGCUGACCCUGGCAAAGAUGGAGACGAGUCUGACAAGGAGAACGACUCUCAACCUGCCAAGAAGCGGGCAUUUGACUUCAAGAUUUCCAACCCUACCACGUCGACGGGACUGUUCGCAACCAAGCCUGCUGCUUCGCCUGCAGUUGCAGCUACGGAGCCGGCUAAGCCUGCUAUGAAUCUUUUUGGUGCUGGUGCUGCUAAGCCUGCGACCUCGACCUUGUUUGGUGGCGCGGCGAAAGACAAGGAGUCUGCUCCUGUGUUGCAGUCAUCCACACUCUUUGGAGCUAAACCCUCUGAGCCUGCAAAGGCUGCCUCCACUGAGGCUCCGUCAACUAUUACUGCCGCACCUCUCUUCGGCGCCCAGACCACGACUGCGGCUUCAACCCUCUUUGGCGGCGCUUCUACUGCUCCCUCCAAGCCGCUGUUUGGUGCCCCUGCCCCGAAGACUGACGCUCCUGCUGCAACUGCUGCUGCCACGGCGCCGCCGGCCUUUAGCUUUGGCGGCGCUUCUACUGCUCCCUCCAAGCCGCUGUUUGGUGCCCCUGCCCCGAAGACUGACGCUCCUGCUGCAACUGCUGCUGCCACGGCGCCGCCGGCCUUUAGCUUUGGCGGCGCUUCUACUGCUCCCUCCAAGCCGCUGUUUGGUGCCCCUGCCCCGAACACUGACGCUCCUGCUACAACUGCUGCUGCUGCGGCGCCGCCAACCUUUAGCUUCGGUGGCAACUCGAACUCGACUACUUUACAGACCGCUCCUGCAAAGCCUCUGUUCGCACCUAAGUCGCCCGAGGCCGCCAAGACCAACGCCGGGGCGUUAUUUGGAAGCCCGAUGAAGCAAGAUGAGCAGUCCCCCGCCAAGAAGGGGUUCACUGCUGGAACCUCGUCUGCGCCCAGCUCUUUCACCUUUGGUGCAUCCAGCGCGCCCUCUGUGAACCUGUUUGGUGGCGCUGUGGGCGGCAAUACUACGACUAACGGCAACACGUCUGUUUCGUUCGGAGCUGCUCCCGCCACUAAUACUGGCUCGAGCAGCUUUGGGUUUAGCUUUGCUGCUGGCGGCACUGGUACCACUGAGAGCACCAGUGCAGGUUCAAGUUUCAACAACCCCUUCGCCAGCAACAGCAAGCCUGCCGAUCCACCAGCUGGCGGCAUGUUCAACUUUGGUGGUAAUGCGGGUGCCGUGGCAUCGGGUCCGUCUGCAAGUUUUCAGUUUGGCGGGACGGGAGGCGCGUCUGCUCCUGAUGGGGGAGGAUCCACGUUCGGAGGCAGCAAACCGGCUUCUGGCAGCUCCACGCCCCUCUUUGGCGGCGCGUCUGCGGGUGGUGCUCCGGCCUUUAACUUCACAGCUGCCUCUCCCGCUCAGCCGCAGGGUGGCAACAUGUUUGGCUCGAGCCAGGCCGCACCAUCGUUUGGCGCCAGUCUGCAGCCUCCGAUCGGUGGAUCCUCUACCACCGGGACCAACUCGCCGUUAAACCUGGGAGGAGGUUCGAGUCUGGCGACGACGCCAGCCGCGGGCACUCCGGAGCCCAGUGCUCAGGUCGAAGCGAAUAAGGACGGAAACGAAGACGAUGAGGGCGAGAAACACGAACAGAUCAACCUUACAGAAGGGGCCGAAUCGGAAGAGAAGACUGUGUAUGAAGUACGGGCAAAGGCACUGGGCCAUUUGUCACCUGAGGAACAAUCGGGCGGCGAUGACAAGGCCAAGACAAAGAGCCCAUGGACAACAAAGGGAGUCGGAGCGCUGCGUGUGUUGAAGCACAAGGAGACGAAUGUAGUGCGGCUGCUGCUUAGGGCUGAGCCGAGAGGCAAUGUUGCCAUCAACAGGGCAUUGCUACCUAACGUCAGGUACAAGGCAGAUGGAAAGUACGUGCGUGUGGUGACUUCGAAUGAGACCGGCGAUGGACUGGAGACUUGGAUGUUCCAAGUCAAGACCAAGGAAUCGGCCACGGCGCUGGCGGAAGCCUUGGAGGAACACAAGAAAUGUAGAAGUCCACUGGUAAACUCGCUAUGGAGAGCAUGCAUGUACAUUGAGAUUCCCAUCGCGGGGCAAGCUAGGCGCGUCGCGUUUCCGCAACCCGCAACGUUGACCAGCGACCCCGACGACACCGAGGACGACCCGCUGCAGCAGCCGACAAAAUGCCACGUUGGGAGCCAGUUCUGGCAGCAGCUCUGCCAGGAACAUGGCAUCAGCCAAGACGGCAACCUCGAGGACUUUGCGACUGAGGGCGGCGACCGCAAGGACGUGUUUUACUACCAGAGCGACGACACGCGAUACAUUCCUCGGGCGAUUCUGAUUGACUUGGAGCCGAGGGUCAUCAACGGCAUCCAAACAGGCCCGUAUAGAAACAUUUACAACCCGGAAAACUUUUACAUUGGAAAGAAUGGCGUCGGCGCGGCGAAUAACUGGGGUGAUGGCUACCAGAGCGGCGAGCAAGUGUAUGAUGAGAUUCUGGAAAUGAUUGACCGCGAGGCCGACGGGAGCGAUUCGUUAGAGGGCUUCAUGAUGCUGCACUCCAUCGCCGGCGGCACCGGCUCUGGCCUCGGCUCGUUCCUGCUCGAGCGGCUCAACGACGCGUUCCCCAAGAAGAUCGUGCAGACGUACUCCGUCUUCCCCGACACGACCAACGCCGGCGACGUGGUGGUGCACCCGUACAACAGCAUCCUGUCGAUGCGGCGCCUCACGCAAAACGCCGACUCGGUCGUCGUCCUCGACAACGGCGCGCUCUCGCGCAUCGCCGCCGACCGUCUGCACGUCGAGAAGCCGUCCUUCCAGCAGACCAACCAGCUCGUGUCGACCGUCAUGUCGGCCAGCACGACGACGCUGCGCUACCCGGGUUACAUGCACAACGACCUGGUCAGCAUCCUGGCGUCGCUGAUCCCGACGCCGCGCUGCCACUUUUUGAUGACGGCGUACACGCCCUUCACCGGCGACCAGGUGGAGCAGGCCAAGACGGUGCGCAAGACGACGGUGCUGGACGUGAUGCGGCGCCUGCUGCAGCCCAAGAACCGCAUGGUGUCGACGGUGCCGGCCAAGAAGAGCUGCUACAUCUCAAUCUUGAAUGUGAUUCAGGGCGAGGUGGACCCGACGGACGUGCACAAGAGCUUGUUAAGAAUCAGGGAGCGCAAGUUGGCGACGUUUAUCCCCUGGGGACCGGCGAGCAUCCAGGUGGCGCUGACGAAGAGGAGCCCGUACAUUCCGAUGAGCCACCGGGUGAGCGGGCUGAUGCUGGCCAACCACACCAGUAUUGCUACGCUCUUUAGGCGCAUCGUCAAGCAGUACGACGGCAUGCGCAAGCGCAACGCCUUCAUGGAGGGUUACAAGAAGACGGCGCCCUUCUCGGAGAACCUGCACGAGUUUGACGAGGCGCGGCAGGUGGUGGGCGACCUCAUCGCCGAGUACGAGGCGGCCGAGGACCAGGACUACCUCAAGGGGGACACGGCGGAGCCGACGAGUGCGGACAAUGACCGGCGGAUGACCUAG